UUUGCAGCAGCAGCAGCACUCUUUGUCUGUCACAUCCAGUGUACUUCAGUGUCAGUAAAUGGUUUCGAAAGAAAACAACAGAUGUUGUGCAAGCCACCUUCGCCAGCUAUGAGCGACAAACUGUCACAAAGUGCAAAAGUUUCGUAAAAUAUCGCUGAAGGUUUUGGAUUUUCACUCGCUUUGCAAGUGAUUUGGUGACGUUUUGGAGCAAAGACUAGCUAGGUCGAUCAGCGGAAGCCCGAUUCGUGAGCUGCUGGAUGACACCUGCCUGAGCGCGAUGUCCGCAACUCGCAACCCAACUACGCUGAUGAUCAGCAAUGAGGAAAGCUUCGAUUUCCUGUUCAAGAUUGUCCUGAUAGGAGAUUGUGGAACGGGCAAGACCUGCAUAGUUCAACGCUUCAAAUCCGGAAAUUUUAUCGAAAGCCACGGCAACACCAUCGGGGUGGACUUUUCCAUGAAGGCAGUCACCGUGGAUGGAAAAAAGGUCAAGCUUCAAAUUUGGGAUACCGCAGGUCAGGAGCGAUUCAGAACCAUCACCCAGAGCUACUACAGAUCCGCAAAUGGCGUUAUCAUUGUGUACGACAUCACCAAACGUUCCUCCUUUCUGAACCUGCAACGAUGGAUCGACGAGGUGCGCCGCUACACCGCAACCAACGUGAUGAUCUUUGUCGUGGGAAACAAGAGUGAUUUGGACGCCAUUCGUGAGGUGGAGUUUGCGGAAGCCCAAACCAUGUGCCAAUAUAUUCCAGAGAUCAUGUUCGUGAUGGAAACAUCCGCAAAGGACAAUCGAAACAUUGAGGAUGCUUUCAUGACGCUGGCGACCGAGCUAAAGCGGCGGCAUGACAACAUUACCACAGACGAUGUUCCUGAUGGAAUUACGCUGGGACAAGGGAUGACCUUGUCGGUCAGUAAUUGCAGCCUGUGUAGUCGGACGUGAAUAGAAGUGGUGUUUUAUCUUCUAUUGUUGAAUCUCUUGAUGUGAAGUAUGUUGGUAUCACAGGUAUAAUUAGUGUACAUAAUUUAAUUCUACGAUGCUUUAUAAUAUGAAAGUUGAUAUGUGACAGUUAUAUAAAAAGUUAUAUUUUAUAAAUAAUCUUAGUUUACGAAUCCAUUUACGGUAAAUCGUAUGCCACAUAGGAAUAAGCAAUUCAGUAAGCUAGAGGUGGACCUAAUUAGACCAAUCUAAAAAUCAUAAUAUGUAAUUUUGUUCAUUACGCAUAUUAUUCACUUCGGCUUUAGAGUGUUUAAUGUGAUAUUGAUGGGUGAGUGUGACGCUACACGAUUGGUGACAAUCGCAACAAUACAAGUUUCUAAUUGUAGAACAAAGCAAUUUAAUGAAAUCAAUAGCACUACUUACAUCACUUCGAAAUUAAUAAAACGUUUUUUUUGGUACCGUCAGUGGGGGUGACAUUGGGUCUGGGGGGUGAGAUUGGGUCAAAGUGAUUUUUUACGGAUUUUACCAUUUCUCAGAUUCUUUUCAAUGAAACUGAAUUCUGUUAAAAGGGUUGUGUAGGGGACAUCUUAAGAUGACUUCGCUGAAAAAAAUUCGU
Culex pipiens pallens (northern house mosquito) is the source of this 1550-nucleotide messenger RNA. RefSeq names its product ras-related protein Rab-43 (gene Rab19). Lineage: Eukaryota; Metazoa; Arthropoda; Insecta; Diptera; Culicidae. Gene Ontology annotation, cellular component: trans-Golgi network. The record is from RefSeq and is a predicted model, not a curated record. Bases 278 to 937 code for a protein of 219 amino acids. Gene Ontology annotation, molecular function: GTPase activity; GTP binding. The transcript is spliced from 4 exons.